AUGUAUGUGAUGUCUACUAGUGGAGAGGGUGCUGAGUACCUGUGUGUGCCGCCCGACCCGGGCAUUAGGACUAGUGCGUCUGCCGCUCCAGGUACUCACGUGUCUGCUACCCCAGGUGCUGGUGAGGCAGCUGCUCUAGGUGCUUGUACGUCUGCCCCCCCUGGUACUGAGUCGACUGCAGCACUGCACACCUUCACGCUGGACUCAGGUGCUUCUCGCUGCUUCUUUCGUGACCGCACUGCCCUUGAGCCGCUUACUCGGCCAGUUGCUGUCUCCCUCGCUGACCCCUCUGGGGGUCCGGUCAUUGCGACCUCCUCCACUGUCCUUCCCUGUCCUGCGGUCCCGUCGGGCACACUGUCAGGUCUCCACCUCCCCUCGUUCUCUACGAACUUGGUGGCAGGUUGUGCACUCCAGGACGGGGGUGUUCACCAGUUCACCCCUGCCUACGAGCGCGUGACACACUGCACGUGUGCUCGUACGGGCCGCCACUUGGCUACCUUCACACGGCAGCCGGGGUCGGACCUGUACACACUGACCACUGAGUCCCCUCAGGUCGCUGCGUCUGCGUCUGCGUCCGCGUCAGGUCAGCUCUCUGCCCCCUGCUCGUGUCGCUCUCUGGCGCACGAGACUGUCCUCUGGCACCACCGACUUGGUCACCCGUCUGUGCAGCGCCUUCGUGCCAUGCACUCCCGGUACCUUGUCUCUGGUCUUCCCAGGGUCCUCCCUCCCCUCCCGCCCUCGCUCGCUCCUCCCUGCCUUCCCUGUGUCGAGGGGCGGCAGCGCGCCGCUCCUCACUCCUCCUCGUUUCCCCCGACUACUGCUCCCUUGCAGACGCUCCACAUGGACGUGUGGGGCCCAGCCCGCGUCCGUGGUCAGGGUCAGGAGAGGUACUUCCUGAUAGUUGUUGACGACUACUCGCGCUACACCACGGUCUUCCCCUUGCGCACCAAGGGUGAGGUCCCUGAUGUCUUGAUCCCUUGGAUCCGCAGAGCCCGUCUCCAGCUCAGCGAGCGUUUUCACUCGGACUUUCCUGUCCUGCGCUUGCACUCUGACAGAGGUGGUGAGUUCUCCUCCGACCUCUUGGCAGCAUACUGUGCUGAGCACGGCAUUGAGCAGUCGUUCACGCUUCCGGCCUCUCCACAGCAGAAUGGGGUUGCAGAGCGCCGCAUUGGCCUGGUCAUGGAGGUCGCCCGUACCUCCUUGAUCCAUGCGGCUGCCCCCCACUUUCUGUGGCCGUUUGCGGUCCGGUACGCUGCGCAUCAGCUCAACCUCUGGCCCCGUGUCUCCUUGCCGGAGACCUCGCCCACACUGCUGUGGACGGGGGAGGUUGGCGAUGCGUCGCGUUUCCGGGUCUGGGGAUCUCGAGCUUUUGUCCGCGAUACGUCUGCGGACAAGCUCUCCUCCCGUGCUGUUCCCUGCGUCUUCCUCGGCUUUGUCCCGGACGCGCCUGGUGCUGCUGUCGUAGACCCCCUCCCCCCUCAGGGUGCCGCUCCCUCAGGUGUGUCUCAGGUAGACCCGGUUGAGCCUGUUGAGGUAGCUGUCGACUCUCGUCCUGCUGCGGGUGCUGAGCCUGGGGGUGCGGAGCCUGGGGGUGCGGAGCCUGGGGGUGCUGAGCCUAGGGGUGCGGAGCUUUGGGGUACUGAGCCUGGGGGUGCUGAGCCUGGGGGUGCGGAGCUUGGGGGUACUGAGCCUGGGGGUGCUGAGCCUGGGGGUGCUGAGCCGCAGAGUCCGGAGUCUGGGGGUUCUGCGUCUGGAGGUCCUGAGCCUGAGAGUCCUACACCUGGAGGAGCCCUCUCCUCGGAGCAGCUGCGUGAGUGGUACUUACAGUACUGCAGCCUCAGGAGAGGUACCUCUGGGGCCAGGCGUACUACUCGGACUGGUGCUAGUGCUUCUCCUCCUAGCCGGGAGCUCCCCUCCCGUGAGCGGAUCCGUGAGUGGUACGUGCGCCGCUCCACUCUUCGGAGUGGCGCGCCUGGUGUCGCGGACCCCGCUGCUGCCGUUGGAGCUGCUGCUGGUGCUGAGGACCCGGGCGUUGAAGCUGCUGCUGGUGCUGAGGACCCGGGCGUUGGAGCUGCUGCUGGUACUGACGACCCGGGCGUUGGAGCUACUGCUGGUUCUGAGGACCCUGGCGCUGGUGCUGCUGCUGGUGCUGUGGAGUCGGGCGUUGGAGCUGCUGCUGGUGCUGAGGACCCGGGAGUUGGAGCUGCUGCUGUUGCUGAGGACCCUGGUGCUGGUGUCUCUGCUGGUUCUGGAGUCGCUGCCCGACACCGGCCGUACUUCGUUCCGCUCCUUCAGCAGGUUCUUGGUCUCCCGCCUUCUCCCGGUCCUCCUCCUCCCUUCGAGUGUCCACAGCCUGUCCAGCCACAGUUACAGUUACAGCCCGCCUCCCCACUGCCUGCUCCUUCUCCCUACACUGGUCCUACUGGAGGUCUUGCUGAGCGUCGUGAGCCUGCGUCUCGCCCUGCGUCGCCUGUCCGUGCUGCUCGCACUAGUGGUCGUGGUUCGCGUCAGCGUCCUCCUCCUGUCCCUGGCACGCACCGGAUGUCUCUGCGUCCGUCCACUACUCCUCUGCGUGCCCCUUUGCCUUCUCCUCCUGAGUCCUCUCUUCCUGCUCUUCCUGACCCGGAGUCGGACUCUCUUCGUGCUGCCAGUCCUACUGUCACGCGUCUCCUUGCUACUGUUGUCACUGACCCUUCCUUUGAGUCCACUGCUGCGUCUGCCCUAGUUACUGAGCUCGUCGACUUUGCCUCUCGCUGUCGUCUAGACUACGCUGCUAGUCUUGUCACUGAGUCUGAGUCUGUCUGUCCUCCGUCCGUCGGGGGUGAGUGUGCCCUUGGCACGGACGUCCUUGAGGACAGGCAGGAGGAGUUCCAGUGCUUGGCUGCUGCUUCACCUCAUCUCGUGUCCGUACUGCUUACCCCUGAGGGAGACCCGGAUGCACUUGACAUCCCGACUCCGCGCUCUUACGCGGAGGCGAUAGAGGGUCCCUACUCUUCUCAGUGGCAGGCAGCUAUGGAUGCAGAGAUGGCUUCCUGGAAGUCCACAGGCACCUACGUUGACGCUGUCCCCCCUCCUGGGGCGAACAUCGUCAGUGGCAUGUGGAUUUUCAGGGUGAAGCGGCCGCCGGGUUCUCCGCCUGUCUUCAAGGCGCGUUACGUGGCUCGUGGCUUCAGUCAGCGGCAGGGAGUUGACUACUUUCAGACCUUCCCACCCCGAAGAUGA
Closterium sp. Naga37s-1 is the source of this 3222-nucleotide messenger RNA. Lineage: Eukaryota; Viridiplantae; Streptophyta; Zygnematophyceae; Desmidiales; Closteriaceae. The record is from the annotation of a GenBank genome assembly.